AUGGCGCCCCUGACAGCCUCUAUCUCCCAUAAAGCUCUCUCCGCCGUUUCUUCCUCGCCCUUAUCGCGUCUCAACUCUCUCGCCUCGCCCUUCUCCUCGAUCGGCUGCUGCCCCGCACGUCACCUGCAUCGGCCUUUUCACCUGGCGGCCACGGCCACGGCCACUACCGCGCAAAAAUCACCAUCACCCAAAACCCCCUCCCCCACAGUCACCGUCCCCAUCACCGUCACCCUGGCUCCCUCACGCCCAUAUUCCUCCUCUGCCACUGCCACGACUCGCCUGAGUCUGAUCUCGCGACAUCUGCAGGAGCAUCACCAAUCUUCCUACCCUCCAAUCAACACUCCCUACACCGCCGAACGAGACUCGUUGCCUGCGUCGACCGACGACCUCCCGUACACGCCCCUCCAACGUUCACCUUCACCAGCUCACAUCCAGAAAAGACAAUUGUCCACCUCUGCGUCUGCCAGAAUGUCUUCACAGCCGCCUCACCCUUCCCUCCUGAUUCCCGGGCCGAUCGAGAUCAGCGAUGAGGUCUCCCAGUCCAUGGGCCACUUUGCGCAGUCGCACGUCGGACAGCCUUUCGUCAACACCUUUGGCGAAACUCUCACCCUCCUACGUGAUCUCUUCCAGACCAGCAACCCGGCCUCGCAGCCAUUCGUCCUUGCGGGAAGUGGCACUCUCGGCUGGGAUCUGGUGGCGGCCAAUCUGAUCGAACCUGGUGAAGACGUCUUGGUGCUACAUAGCGGAUAUUUCGCAGACUCCUUUGCGGAGGCUCUUGCAACCUACGGAGCGAAGCCAUUCCAGCUCAAAGCGCCUAUUGGCGAUCGACCACAGCUGCCGGAGAUUGAGGCUGCUCUCAAAGAGAAGAAAUACAAGGCCGUGACCGUGACUCAUGUCGACACCUCGACCGGUGUUUUGUCUCACAUCCAGCCUCUGUCCGACCUGAUCCGGCGUGUCUCCCCGGAUACGCUUCUUGUGGUGGACGGCGUGUGCUCGGUCGGUGGAGAAGAGCUUUACUUUGACAAAUGGUCCGUUGACGUGGCCCUGACUGCAUCCCAAAAGGCCAUCGGCUGCCCUCCAGGACUGUCUAUCGUGAUGGUGUCGGAAAAGGCCCUCAACGUGUACAAAUCCCGAAAAACUCCUCCAGGUAGCUACUACGCCAGCUUCAAGAACUGGUUGCCGAUCAUGCAGAACUACGAAGCGAAGAAGCCAUCCUACUUCGCCACUCCGCCUACGCAGUUGGUCAACGCUCUUCACACGGCACUGAAGCAGCUUCUUUCGCAACCACUGGAGGCCCGCUUUGCCCAGCAUCGCAAGAUCAGCCAAUAUGUCAAGUCUGAGGUGACAAAGUUGGGUCUGAAGCAAUUGCCUGUAGACCCGGCGAACGCCGCGAAUACUAUGACGGCAAUCUAUUUGCCUGAGGGACUGACGCCACCGGAGAUCCUACCCAAGCUGAUGGCCAAAGGCGUUAUCUUUGCUGGUGGUCUACACCGGGAGAUUGCGACGAGAUACAUCCGCUUUGGACACAUGGGCGUGAGUGCGACCGACGAGUCGAGAGGAGAAAUCGACAAGGCUAUCGAGGCCCUAAAGACGGGGUUGAUCGAGGUGGAGCAGGCCAAGAAGUAG
Capronia epimyces CBS 606.96 is the source of this 1626-nucleotide messenger RNA. Its product is annotated as alanine-glyoxylate transaminase/(R)-3-amino-2-methylpropionate-pyruvate transaminase. The transcript has a single exon. Gene Ontology annotation, molecular function: L-alanine:glyoxylate transaminase activity; L-serine:pyruvate transaminase activity. The record is from RefSeq and is a predicted model, not a curated record. Gene Ontology annotation, cellular component: peroxisome. Bases 1 to 1626 code for a protein of 541 amino acids. Lineage: Eukaryota; Fungi; Ascomycota; Eurotiomycetes; Chaetothyriales; Herpotrichiellaceae.